Messenger RNA from Echinops telfairi (small Madagascar hedgehog), 3182 nucleotides. RefSeq names its product mediator complex subunit 15 (gene MED15). The transcript is spliced from 18 exons. The coding region runs from base 1 to 2244 and encodes 747 amino acids. Lineage: Eukaryota; Metazoa; Chordata; Mammalia; Afrosoricida; Tenrecidae. Gene Ontology annotation, biological process: regulation of DNA-templated transcription. Gene Ontology annotation, molecular function: transcription coregulator activity. The record is from RefSeq and is a predicted model, not a curated record.
AUGGACGUUUCGGGGCAGGAGACCGACUGGCGGAGUGCCGCCUUCCGGCAAAAGCUGGUCAGUCAAAUCGAGGAUGCCAUGAGGAAGGCUGGUGUGGCCCACAAUAAAUCCAGCAAAGACAUGGAGAGCCAUGUGUUCCUGAAAGCCAAGACCCGGGACGAAUACCUCUCUCUUGUGGCCAGGCUCAUUAUCCACUUCCGAGAUAUUCAUAACAAGAAGUCGCAAGCUUCUGUCAGUGAUCCCAUGAAUGCUCUGCAGAACCUGACAGGUGCCCCUACUGCCGGAGCCACUGGGAUCAGCAUGGCUGCUCGAGGCCCAGGCCAGCCCCUGGGCGGGAUGGGAGGCCUGGGCACCAUGGGACAGCCACCUCCAGGAACCUCCGGUAUCCCUCCCCACGGCAUGGCUGUUGUGUCCACAGCAGCUCCACAGACCCAGUUGCAGCUCCAGCAGGUGGCAUUACAGCAGCAGCAGCAGCAGUUCCAGGCGCAGCAGCAGCAGCAGUUCCAGGCGCAGCAGAAUGCCAUGCAGCAGCAAUUCCAAGCUGUGGUGCAGCAGCAGCAGCAGCAGCUCCAGCAGCAGCAGCAACAGCAGCAGCACCUCAUUAAGCUGCAUCAUCAGAACCAACAACAGCUCCAGCAACAGCAACAACAGCUGCAGCGGAUGGCACAGUUGCAGUUGCAGCAGCAGCAGCAGCAACAACAGCAGCAGCAGGCUCUGCAGGCCCAGCCCCCCAUGCAACAGCCCCCCAUGCAACAGCCGCAGCCCCCACCCUCCCAGGCGCUGCCCCAGCAGCUGCAGCAGAUGCACCACCCGCCUCCCCAGCAGCCUCCUCAGAACCAGCCCCUGCAGCUGCCGCCACAGAACCAGUCUCUGGCAUCACAGGGGCCAGCCCUGCCGGGACAGAUGCUCUAUGCCCAGCAGCCACUGAAGCUGGUCCGAACUCCGAUAGUGGUGCAGCCGCCGCAGGUGCAGCCCCAGACAACGGUGCAGCCACCUCAAGCCGCCCAGAUGGUCGCUUCCGGAGUCCAGAUGAUCACCGCAACCAUGGUCCAAGGCGGGAUGCAAGUCAGAGCCCGGUUCUCGCCCUCCACCGCUGUGUCGGCCACACCGCCAGGCGCCCUUCCCUCGGGUGGACAACCCCCGGCUCAGGUCAGCCAGAGUGGCCUCCCCAUGCUGUCCUCGCCAUCGCCUGGCCAGCAGGUACCGACUCCACAGUCGAUGCCCCCGCCGCCCCAGCCCUCUCCACAGCCUGGUCAGCCGGGCUCUCAGCCCAACUCCAACGUCAGCUCCGGCCCUGCCCCGUCCCCCAGCAGUUUCCUGCCCAGCCCAUCCCCUCAGCCUUCUCAGAGUCCCGUCACCGCACGCACCCCUCAGAACUUCAGCGUCCCUUCCCCUGGGCCUCUGAAUACCCCAGUGAACCCCAGCUCCGUUAUGAGUCCGGCCGGCUCCAGCCAGGCCGAGGAACAGCAGUACCUGGACAAACUGAAGCAGCUCUCCAAGUACAUUGAGCCACUGCGGCGCAUGAUCAACAAGAUCGACAAGAACGAAGACAGGAAAAAGGACCUGAGUAAGAUGAAGAGCCUCCUGGACAUCCUGACAGACCCCUCUAAGCGGUGUCCCCUGAAGACACUGCAGAAGUGCGAAAUCGCCCUGGAGAAGCUCAAGAAUGACAUGGCCGUGCCCACACCCCCACCACCCCCGGUGCCGCCGACCAAGCAACAGUACCUGUGCCAGCCCCUCCUGGAUGCUGUGCUGGCCAACAUCCGCUCGCCCGUCUUCAACCAUUCCCUGUACCGCACGUUCAUGCCGCCCAUGGCAGCCAUCCACGGCCCCCCCAUCACGGUCCCUGCGGUGUGCACCCGCAAACGCAAGUUUGAGGAGGAUGAGCGGCAGAGCAUUCCCAAUGUGCUCCAGGGCGAGGUGGCCCGGCUGGACCCCAAGUUCCUGGUGAAUCUGGACCCUUCUCUCUGCAGCAACAACGGCACCGUCCACCUGGUGUGCAGGCUGGACGACAAGGACCUCCCGAGUGUGCCACCCCUGGAGCUCAGUGUCCCCGCCGACUACCCUGCCCAGAGCCCACUCUGGGUGGACCAACAGUGGCAAUACGACGCCAACCCCUUCCUGCAGUCAGUGCACCGGUGCAUGACCUCACGCCUGCUGCAGCUCCCGGACAAGCACUCCGUCACAGCCCUGCUCCACACCUGGGCACAGAGCGUUCACCAGGCCUGCCUCUCGGCCGCCUAGUUGCUCCCAGGCCCGCCGGCCUCCUGCCAAGACUGCUGGUGACUCCCUGGGCCCAUGCUGGACAUUUCUAGAUCUUGGCUCCUUAGAGAGCCUGGGUUAGGUUAGCUUUCCUGCUUUUAUCUUCUGCCUUGGGACCAACCAGACCUUAACCUACACUCCACCUAGUGGCUAUGGAGCCGUCCGAGCAGGGGAGGGGCUGGCUGUCCUCUGUCUGGCGCAGCUCAGCCACCCCUCCCUCGCUCGGUUGGUUCCAGCCACAGCCUCACCUCCUCUCAGCACAGAACUCAGGGUCGCGUUGAGCGUGCCCCCUGCCGCCACAGGACGCAGAGGAAGAACAUAGGAAGUCCUUCCCCACAGAGCUCUGCUCCCAGCUCCAGGUGUGGAUCCUGGGGAGCAGGCUCCACCUUGAGGGAGAGGCCUGACCUCGCUCUGGACCUGUUUACCGCCCACCUCACCCCCGCGCAACUUGGAGCAGCAGGGGCACCCGGGGCCUCUGAGUGGGGCCCAGGCUCCCAAGCUGGAUGGAGGAGGACGAUGACAUGCCCUGCGGCUGAGUGCAACAUGGGGUGGAGCCAGUGCUGGCCAGCUAGCUGGCCCGCCUGCCUGGACAUAGGAACAGCCCACCUUUUGUAUGUGCGCUACUACGUCCUCCGUGGUUCUUACAAUAAAUUCAUUACUUCUGCGCCGGCGCCAUGAGUCAGCAUAGCGUUCAAGUGGACAAGUGAGAGUGUGCUGGCCUGCACAUCUCCUUAUGAAUGCCAGGGAACCCUGAGGACAGGCAGGGCGUGCUGGACGACUUCCUACAGAGCCAGGGAAGCCGACCAAGGAGGUGAAUGAGUUAAAGAAACAAGGUUUAAUUUCCAUCCUAUCUUACUGUGCUUCUGUGACUACGAGGGACCGUUAAAUCUGAGCAAGAAAAUAAAGGGAAUUCUCAGUGA